AUGGGGACGGGACCCGGCGUCUCCGGGCGCCGAGCGGCCUCCAGGCCGGGCCCCGGGCUGCCCUCCCGGGACUCCGAGCCCUCCUGGACUGGGGGUCGCGCCUGCGACGGUGAAGGCCAGGUAUGCCACCACGUGGACUGCCAGCAGCUGCAUCGGCGGGGGCCUCUCAACCUCUGCGAGGCCUGUGACAGCAAAUUCCACAGCACCAUGCAUUAUGACGGGCAUGUUCGCUUCGACCUGCCCCCGCAAGGCUCUGUCCUGGCCCGGAACGUGUCCACCCGGUCAUGCCCGCCACGCACCAGCCCUGCAGUGGACUUGGAGGAGGAGGAGGAAAGCUCCAUGGAUGGCAAAGGGGACCGGAAGAGCACAGGCCUGAAACUCUCCAAGAAGAAAGCAAGGAGGAGACAUACAGAUGACCCGAGCAAGGAGUGUUUCACCCUGAAAUUUGACCUGAACGUGGACAUCGAGACAGAGAUUGUACCAGCCAUGAAGAAGAAGUCGCUGGGGGAGGUGCUGCUGCCUGUAUUUGAAAGGAAGGGCAUUGCGCUGGGCAAAGUGGAUAUCUACCUGGAUCAGUCCAACACGCCUCUGUCCCUCACCUUUGAGGCCUACAGGUUUGGAGGCCACUACUUGCGGGUUAAAGACCUGGCGCUGAGAGACUCUUGUUGCCCCACACGUGCCCCAGCCAAGCCGGGGGAUGAGGGGAAGGUGGAGCAGGGUGUGAAGGACUCCAAGUCCCUGAGUCUGCCAAUCCUGCGGCCGGCUGGGGCCGGGCCCCCGGUGCUGGAACGUGUGGACCCCCAGAGCCGCCGGGAGAGCCUCGACAUCCUGGCUCCCGGCCGCCGCCGCAAGAACAUGUCAGAAUUCCUGGGGGAGGCGAGCAUCCCUGGGCAGGAGCCCCCCACGCCCUCCAGCUGCUCUCUGCCCAGCGGCAGCAGUGGGGGCAGCGACAGCUGGAAGAACCGAGCAGCCAGUCGUUUCAGCGGCUUCUUCAGCUCAGGCCCCAGCAACAGUGCCUUUGGCAGGGAGGUGGAUAAGAUGGAGCAGCUGGAGGGCAAGCUGCACGCCUACGGCCUCUUCGGGCUGCCCAGGCUGCCCCGGAGGCUGCGCUUCGACCAGGACUCCUGGGAGGAGGAGGGGGACGAUGAGGACGAGGAUGAGGACAGCCCCUGCCCGAGGUUGGAGGACAGCUGGCGAGAGCUCAUUGAUGGGCAUGAGAAACUGACCCGGCGGCAGUGCCACCAGCAGGAGGCGGUGUGGGAGCUUCUGCACACGGAGGCUUCCUACAUCAGGAAACUGCGGGUGAUCACCAACCUGUUCCUGUGCUGCCUCCUGAACCUGCAAGAGUCGGGGCUGCUGUGUGAGGUGGAGGCGGAGCGCCUGUUCAGCAACAUCCCGGAGAUCGCGCGGCUGCACCGCGAGCUGUGGGCCAGCGUGAUGGCGCCGGUGCUGGAGCGGGCACGCCGCACGCGGGCGCUGCUGCAGCCCGGGGACUUCCUCAAAGGCUUCAAGAUGUUCGGCUCCCUCUUCAGGCCCUACAUCCGAUACUGCAUGGAGGAGGAGGGCUGCAUGGAGUACAUGCGCGGCCUGCUGCGCGACAACGACCUGUUCCGGGCCUACGUCACGUGGGCCGAGAAGCACCAGCAGUGCCAGCGGCUGAAGCUGAGCGACAUGCUGGCCAAGCCCCACCAGCGGCUCACCAAGUACCCGCUGCUGCUCAAGUCGGUGCUGCGGAAGACGGACGAGCCGCGCGCCAAGGAGUCCGUCGUCACCAUGAUCAGCUCCGUGGAGCGCUUCAUCCACCACGUGAACACGUGCAUGCGACAGCGCCAGGAGCGCCAGCGGCUGGCGGCAGUGGUGAGCCGCGUCGACGCUUAUGAGGCGGUGGAGGGCAGCACCGACGAGGUGGACAAGCUCCUGAAGGAAUUUCUGCACCUUGACCUCACAGCGCCUAUCCCCGGCGCCUCCCCUGAGGAGACACGACAGCUACUGCUGGAGGGGAGCCUGAGAAUGAAGGAAGGGAAGGACAGCAAGAUGGACGUGUACUGCUUCCUCUUCACGGAUUUGCUUUUGGUGACCAAGGCAGUGAAGAAGGCAGAGAGGACCAAGGUUAUCAGGCCACCGCUGUUGGUGGACAAGAUCGUGUGCCGGGAGCUGCGGGACCCUGGCUCCUUCCUCCUUAUCUACCUGAACGAGUUCCACAGUGCUGUGGGGGCCUACACAUUCCAGGCCAGUGGCCAGGCCUUGUGCCGUGGCUGGGUGGACGCCAUUUACAAUGCCCAGAACCAGCUGCAGCAGCUGCGCGCACAGGAGCACCCAGGCAGCCAGCUGCACCUGCAGAGCCUAGAGGAGGAGGAAGAGGAGGAGGAAGAGGAGGAAGGCGAGGAGAGCAGCACCUCUGCUGCCAGCUCCCCCACCAUCCUGCGCAAAAGCAGCAACAGCCUCGACUCCCAGCGCUGUGCCUCGGAUGGCUCCACAGAGACCCUGGCCAUGGUAGUGGUGGAGCCUGGGGAGACAUUGUCCUCCCCCGAGUUCGACGGCGGUCCCUUCAGUUCUCAGGCGGAUGAGACCUCUCUCAGCACCACUGGUUCAUCCGUCACACCCACGAGCGAGCUGCUGCCCCUGGGCCCUGUGGACAGCCGCUCCUGCUCUGUGGACUCCGCCUAUGGCACCCUGUCCCCAACCUCCCUGCAAGACUUCAUGGCCCCAGCCCCUGUGGUGGAGCCAGUGCCCCAGCCCCCAGAGUUACUACAAGCCCCUUCACUCCCACCCUCCCCCCGCCUCCGCCGCCGAAUCCCUGUCCAGCUGCUACCCCGCCUGCCCCACCUCCUCAAGUCCAAAUCUGAGGCCAGCCUCCUCCAGCUGCUGUCAGGGGCUGCCAUCCAUGGAGCUCCCCUGGCCCCCAGCCGCAGCCUUUCAGAGCUCUGCCUGGCCACUGCGGCCCCUGGCACUAGAACUCAGGGCUCCCUUCAGGAAGCUGGGCCUGGCUGGGAUUGCCAGGGAGCACCUACCCCUAGCAGUGGCCCUGAGCCCCCAGAGCCUGAGGACAGAGGCAGCUACUUGGCUGGGGAGCCUGCAGGCCCUGCCAGGAGGAGUGGCAGAGAGCUGCCCUCAGGUGCCUUGCCCAAGGUCCAGCCUGAGCUCCCCCCAGGGAUCUCUGCCCAGCACAGGAAGCUGACCCUGGCCCAGCUCUACCGAAUCAGGACCACCCUGCUGCUUAACUCCACGCUCACUGCCUCGGAGGUCUGAGCAGAGGGAGGCCCCCAAGGGUGCCGUUGACCAAGAGACAAGCAGACAGCAUGCCUCCUGGGGUGUGCCAGCACCUGCUUCAGCUGCUGCCUUGUGUGUGCAUGAGCCGGAGUGCCUGCAGGACUCCUGCCUACAGCCCCCGGCCCAAUUUGCACUUUGCCAGACUGGAUGGAGUGAAGGAGGGCUCAGUAGAGCCCCAGGCCCAGGCUACAGUACCCUCCCCCACGCCCCAUACACCUAUCCAGGCAGUCCCUUGUGCCUAGUCCCUAAAGUCACUAUCUCUAAACCUCUGGGCUGGGCUCCCAGGCUAUCCUUCCCACCUCCACCUUCAGCUGGCCUCACGUGGGCCAUGCCCACGCCCCGUCCCCCUCCCUCCCAGUCCCACUGGCCACCCCAGGCUUCGGUUGGGAUCUGUAUAAAGUUGCAUAUUUAUUGAGAUUUUGGUUCUUUUAUAAAGACUUGUAUAUACUCCACUGGAAAGAGUCCUUUGCUUUUGGAGCCCAUCCCCCUCCUGCCUCGGGUGCACUUGAGCUCUGGGGCAGGCACCCCUCUGUGCCCCUGUGUCCCUCCACCUGCAGUGGGGCUCCAAUGGAAGACACUGUGGAAAGCAGCAGGGAAGUAACAGCGGGGUGGUGGGGUGGUGAAGGUGCGUGUCACCCAAGACCGAGCCUCUUCCCCUGCCGCGGCCACGAGGUGUCCACCAUUAGAGCCCCUCAGGAGGCGCCUCAGGGCCCUGCUGUUGGGCCACAUGUCCAGGGUGGGGGACAUGUCUCAGGCUCUACCUAGGAUGAGCCCUCCCCUGUACCCACGCCCAGGCGAGUUCUCUGGGGAAGGUGGGUCUUUUCAGGUACUUUUGGCCCAUCCCCUCCAUGGCUGGGGCGCUGAGGCCCGGAGAGUGGAAGUCACCCUGGCUCCACCUC
Messenger RNA from Cynocephalus volans (Philippine flying lemur), 4169 nucleotides. RefSeq names its product pleckstrin homology and RhoGEF domain containing G5 (gene PLEKHG5). The coding region runs from base 1 to 3249 and encodes 1082 amino acids. Gene Ontology annotation, molecular function: guanyl-nucleotide exchange factor activity. The record is from RefSeq and is a predicted model, not a curated record. NCBI's taxonomy places the organism in Eukaryota, Metazoa, Chordata, Mammalia, Dermoptera, Cynocephalidae. The transcript is spliced from 21 exons. Gene Ontology annotation, cellular component: plasma membrane; axon; endocytic vesicle. Gene Ontology annotation, biological process: endothelial cell migration; Rho protein signal transduction.